This is a messenger RNA of Misgurnus anguillicaudatus (oriental weatherfish), 1851 nucleotides long. RefSeq names its product dishevelled-binding antagonist of beta-catenin 3b (gene dact3b). Gene Ontology annotation, biological process: negative regulation of canonical Wnt signaling pathway. The record is from RefSeq and is a predicted model, not a curated record. Gene Ontology annotation, cellular component: cytoplasm. NCBI's taxonomy places the organism in Eukaryota, Metazoa, Chordata, Actinopteri, Cypriniformes, Cobitidae.
AUGGACCAUGAGAUUCAUCUGAUGAUGGAAGAAGAGCGCAGUCGGACUAAAGAGCGUCUGGAGGUCAGUUUGGCGUGGCUGUGUGAGCUCGAUAUAUUGAAGCAGCGGCAGGAGAGCCUCGUCUUGGGCGCCCUGGCGCUCGGGGACACAGUGCCGGGGUUCCCGACGUGGGGUGAUGUCGGUCCGGCCCGCAGCAGCAGAGAGCACGAGCAGUUGACUCUACGGCGACAACUGAACCGCCUCCAGGACGCCCCCAGCCUGUUGAUACUGGCACUGCAAGAGCAACUCAGUGAAUUGAGUGUGGAUACAGGACUCACAUGUGAGCAAAAUACAGAGGAGGAACUGGACAGCCCCAGUGCAUCCAGCUCAGGGUUUUAUGAGCAAAGUGAGUGUCUGUCUCCUUCACUGCAUACUUGUUCCUCUCCAUACCUUGCUGUCCCCAGUCACAGGCCCAGAUCUGUGGAUGCCUACAUGCUGGACUGGGAGGGUCAUAUGGAGCCCCCAAUACAUGCCACCCUACCCCGCUCGUUUUCUGCCCCUUACCCCCCAUUAGAGGGUAUCGCUGAGGGAACAGAGGAGGAAGAGGAUGAUGAAGAUAGCACUCAAUGGGCCACAGAUCCAAGGGUGGAGUUUGGGUCCUUGUCUGUUGAGGACGAAAGCCUUACACCCGAGUUAAGUCUCACCGAAGAUGCUACAGUAAAAACAGAUGAUGGCCCAACAGCUGAGGACAUCCAGCGGGCCAUGCGUGUAGAAACAUACAUCCUGACUCUCUUGCAGCGUCGACACCACAGGGGGAUGUCUGAACUUAACUCUGAUCUUAAUAGGUGGCAGUACCCAUACCAGGACAGUUACCCAGACCAACUCGAACAGCAUGAGUGGGCGGCUCUCUCAGAGGAUGAGAAUCAAGAUGAUGAUCCCCAAGAGGGAUGUUACAUGAACCUUCUUAAUUCCCAGACUGGACCAACUUCACUGGACAGCGAGAAUCCAGAGUCCUCCUUGGAGAUGGAUCAAUAUGCAGUCGCAGAUGUCAGCUCCAGCACAGACGAAACCGACUCACCUCAGCAUCAACAUGGUUAUUUUGAAUGCCACCCCACUAUGGUGGACACCAUGAAACCACAUAUUCACACCUGUUGCAAUCAGACCUGCUCAGCUAUGCCCCGUGAGCAACACCAGCAUCUUGCUUCUCCUCAAGACUGGGCUCUUUUUCGCUCUCUAGCCAGAAUUUCAAAAGAAAGGUGGACAUCUAAAGGAAACGGACACACCAGCACAACCAGUCGUUCUCGAUCAGAGGACGGUUCUUCCUCUCAAGGAUGGGCAACCUCGGCAGAGCACAAAUAUUUUACAGUUGGACGGGACACGGGCAGGCAACACGAUGACAAAUUUUCCACAUCCAGUCAGCGUCUCUGGUGCUCCUCGGCCGAUGUCAGUCAAGAGGAGAAUGAGGGAGCUUAUAGAGCGGAGGUGCGUGGAAGCAGACACAACCAUGUAUCUGGACACAGUUUUGUUCAGUUAACGAAGCAGGAUAAGAGGGUAGGGAAGGGGUUGGAGAGGGCUGUUGAGCCAACCGAUGGUUCUGACUCCAGUCUGAGUGGGACUUUCUCCCCAGGGUCCAGUUCGGCGUCUAGCGAUUCAGACGAGAGUGGAGGGCUUGUCUGGCCUCAGCAAUUGCCCCCUCGCUUGCCCCCAUCCUCUUCCAACCAAAAUUCCUCCAAUUCUGUGGUCAAGAUUAAAGCCUCACACGCACUAAAAAAGAAGAUCAUGCGCUUUCGCUCGGGAUCUCUUAAACUUAUGACCACUGUCUGAUUCUGACCACCAAAUAAAUACAUAAACAUCUAUGCCCACUUCAUAGCA